AUGGCAAAACGAACCCCAGCCGCCCGUCUCCGACGCACAUUCCGCUACCCCUCCGACGAUGACGACGACAACUCUUCUCUCCCCGAGGUCCUCGACGAGCAGGAACAAGAAUCCCUCAUCGAAUCCCUCGCCCUCCAAAACGCCGCCCGCAACAAAACCACCCACACCUUCCUCUCCGUCUUCCCACCCCUCUCCGCCAUCCCUUUCCUCAUCGCCCUCUUCUUCCCACCAUCCCACAAAACAGGCAGCAGCAACACCACUCUCGUCCCCCUCCUCGGCCUCUCCUCCCUCGCCGCAACAAGCUGGAUGUUAUACCAUCUCAAUGUGACCGAAACCGGGUUCCCCUUUCUCGACUCCCCUUCCCCACCAACCCCCCAGGGUACGACCACAACAGCCGCCGAGACAAGCGGCAUCGGGUCAGGCUACGGCCUCAUCAAGAACAACAAAAGGCCCUUCGCCAAACCCAACAUAACCUCCUCCCGCGCCGGUAUCCUCGGCUCAACGACCCACGAAAACUCCUCCUCCCCACUAACCCGCUACCUCCCCAUCCUCAACAUCGCCCUCGCCCUGCUCACCUUUCUCACCGCCUUCCUCCAACAUCUAGUCCAACAGCGACAACAACAAGAAGCACAAAACCCCGAUCAUACCGAUAACAGUCGUGGAGGAGGCGUCAACCCCUUACUCCUCGGCGCACUCCCCGGGAUCGUGUACGCCGUUGUUAUUGGGGCUAAGAUGGUUAUGGCCAGUGUGGAUCCGGAGAGAGAGUUGAGUGGGUUGAAGUAUCGAUAUAAGGGGGCGUAG
Messenger RNA from Dichotomopilus funicola, 801 nucleotides. RefSeq lists its product as uncharacterized. NCBI's taxonomy places the organism in Eukaryota, Fungi, Ascomycota, Sordariomycetes, Sordariales, Chaetomiaceae. The record is from RefSeq and is a predicted model, not a curated record. The transcript has 2 exons. Bases 1 to 801 code for a protein of 266 amino acids.